GAGAAGAUUGCGACAGGGGAAAUCGCUUAUGUUCAUGUAUUUAAAAGAAUAUUGUACCUUUAAUGGGGAUUUUUAAUUUUUCGGCGUAAGGUUCCCUAAUCACACAGAUGUAGCUUCAGUCGGAAAGUCCCUUGAAGAGCCUCUAGAAACUAGAUUUUCAAGCUUUUCGACGAAAAAUGGCGGCGGAAGUGCGAACCCCAGUGUCUGAAGAUCCGACUCACAGAGGAGAAAGUGGCCGCCCUCCUAGGAUGAAGCCAGAGCCAUUGGACACAAAUGCUAUCAAUGCAGCAGGGACGAGUCAAGGCCCGAAGACACCUGGUCCGCAGAGUUUCCGCGAUCGUCAUGACAAGGAGAAGAAAAUUGGUCACAGAAGGGUGGAUGAAUCUGGCCAGGUCACCUACAAAAAGAAACCGACGUCGGAGCUUAUGGCCGCAAUCCAGCUGGGCAUUGGGCAGAGUAUAGGUGGACUUGCGGCUAAACCAGAGAGAGACGUGCUUAUGCAGGAUUUCGCUGUCGUGGAAAGUGUCUUCUUCCCAAGUGAAGGGAGCAACCUGACACCCGCCCAUCAUUUCAGUGACUAUCGCUUCAAAACUUUCGCUCCUGUGGCUUUUCGGUACUUCAGGGAGCUGUUUGGAAUCCAGCCAGAUGACUUCAUGCUUUCUCUAUGUGACGAAGCCAUGGUUGAACUGUCCAAUCCUGGGGCCAGCGGCAGUAUUUUCUAUAUCACCUCAGACGAUGAGUUCAUCAUCAAAACAGUCCAGCACAAAGAGGCUGAGUUCUUGCAGAAGUUACUGCCAGGCUAUUACAUGAAUCUAAAUCAGAACCCAAGAACAUUAUUGCCAAAGUUCUACGGCCUUUACUGUUAUCAGUGUGGUGGGAAAAAUAUCCGUUUCGUUGUGAUGAACAACUUAUUGCCUUCAUCAAUUAAACUCCACGAAAAGUAUGAUUUGAAAGGAAGCACGUACAAACGAAAGGCUUCUAAAAGUGAACGAGCCAAGCCUAGUCCAACGUUAAAAGAUUUAGAUUUUCUUGACAACCAUCCUGAAGGCUUGAUUUUGGAGAAGGAGACGUAUGAUGCUUUGAUCAAAACUAUAAACAGAGAUUGUAUGGUUUUAGAAAGUUUCAAGAUAAUGGACUUCAGUCUCCUGUUAGGUGUUCAUAACUUGGACUUCACAGAGAGGAGACGGGGUGUAUCAGAAGAGAGGGGAGGGGCUGGUCCCACUUCCCCCACAGAGUCCCAGGUGCCCAGUACAAGUGAUGGCUCACAGGAAGGAGGGGCACAACCCUCAGGCCCCGGCAAAGCUAAUCUCCAGCGAGGUAAAUCCUUGAGGACUCGCUUGGCCCAGUAUUCCACAGCCUUGGAGGCCAUCCAGGCCAACACGGAGCCGGUGGAGAUUGAUAAUGAAGAUGUGCCGCCUGGUGGUAUUCCGGCCAGGAACGGGAAGGGAGAGCGACUGUUGUUGUACAUUGGUAUUAUUGACAUUCUUCAGAGCUACAGGCUGAAGAAGAAACUGGAACAUUCAAUGAAGGCUAUUCUCACAGAUGGGGACACAGUUUCGGUCCAUCGUCCUAGUUUUUAUUCCAAUCGCUUUCAACAGUUUUUCUCACAAAAAGUAUUCAAAUAUGUACAAACACUGGACCCACCCCUACUUAAGGGCAUGCAACGUUUUCGAAAAUUGGUACACUUAGCUCUUAAGCAUUCGCCAUCUAAGAAGAAAGGAGUUUCUAUGAAGGCCAGGACUAUGACUGACGUUUCAGAGCAGCCUGAACGACGAAUGCAAGAACGAACACAACGAACAAUAAGCUUUUCAGACGAAGCUGCUGCUGGUGCAAUGGGAGGUAAGCCUGACCUGCUCCCUGAGGAUUCAACGCCACCUCCGACAUUCUCCGAGGCCAUCUCGACGAGCACGGGUCCGAUGGUGGGUUCGUACGAGUCCAGGAGGUCAGGGGUGACUGUCGUGAGUUCUAAAGUUGUCUCCCACACAGUCAUAACCUCUAACGAGGAGUAUUCAUCAAACAGUUACAGGACUGAGCAUUCUACGAGGUCGAUUCCAGCAUCCAGUUUAGACCACACAAGUCCGCUUGAGUAUCGAGAUGGAGUCCGAGCAAACUCAUCCCUGAGCAUGUCCGAGUCCACACCAACGCACACAGAACACACUGAGGGUACGCCGAGCUUUACGGCCUCUAGCCCAAGUUGUUCUAGUGAUAUGCUGGAUGCUCCUGUAACAGGAGAAGACCGCCUCUCCCCGACCUCCCUGAGUCCUGUCCACUCCAGUCUGACUCAACCAACCAGCAGCAGCACGGAGACCUCGUACGCCAGCGCUUUGGAGACGCAGAACGGAGACGCUGCUGUCGAGAUGGACAAACUGACGGAGAGGCGGAGCGGUGUUUACGUAGAUGCUCAAGAGGACAUAGAGCAAGAGCCAGAAAUGUGAUUAUGAAUCAGACACAUCUGUGAUCAGAACGCUAUGGUGAGAAAGGAGUUACAAUUGACAAACAGACAUGACAGACGAGCGAAAAGACAGACAGAAUAAACGCCUGCACAACAGAACAUGCUCAAGCGUGAACAUGGACAGAGUAUGCACAUUGAACUGAGCAUGCAUACCGAGAGGGGGAUGUGUUCUGAAAGGCAAUGGAUUUAAGACUUUCCUUCACACUCUCCAAGCAUUUUUUGUGGCUUUCAGAGAAUAGUAUGAAUCUCCAGCAUGGGGAGAUUUGCAGAUUUCUGACUUUCUGCAGCCGUGACAUAUCACAUACUUCUGAUGUAAGCAUGAAGGCUUGUAGAAGGAGGACUGGUGAUUGUACAAGUCUCCAGCAGACUUGCUGAAAUGUGGACGACACCUGAUUGUACUGCUUUGGCUUGAUGAGGUGUGGAUAUCGAAAAAGCAAGUUCUUCGGGUCAUUUGAUCAUGAUUGGACCAGCAAGACAUAGGUCAAAAUUUCAAAGGCAUGUUUAUGCAGAAUUCAUUGACUAUACAUAUUGGAAUACACUUUAUAAACAGCUGUAACUGUGUAGUGCAGAAAAGCACCAAAAAGGUGUGGAAAUUUUCUCAGUGAUAGUCUUGUCACAUCAUACCAAGUCACAAAAAAUCAUUUGAUAUUGUGGAACAAAGCAGUUUGGGUUGAAAGGUGUGUCCACCACUUAUAUCGCUCCUGUACAAUUGAGCACAUAUGCCAGCCUCACUUCUGUGCCAGAUUGUGCCUACACAACCUCACUGGUGUACAAGAUAACUUCUGCAUGGACUUUACUACAGUACAACUGAGUGUCUACCAGCCCCACUUCUGUGCAAGAUUGUGUUUGCACAACCUCACUGGUGUACACGAUACCAUCUGCGUGGACUUCACUACAGUACAACUGAGUGUCUACCAGCCCCACUUCUGUGCCAGAUUGUGCCUACACAACUUCACUGGUGUACACGAUACCAUCUGCAUGGACUCUACUACAGUACAACUGAGUGUCUACCAGCCCCACUUCUGGCAAGAUUGUGUUUGCACAACUUCACUGGUGUACAAGAUACCAUCUGCAUGGACUUUACUACAGUACAACUGAGUGUCUACCAGCCCCACUUCUGGGCAAGAUUGUGUUUGCACAACCUCACUGGUGUACAAGAUAUCAUCUGCGUGGACUUCACUACAACUGAGUGUGAGCUGUCAUAUCUCAAGAGUCUGUAUAGACUUCACAACAACUUAAUGUUCAUGACAGCUUAACUUCUGUACAAGAUAAUGUCUACACAACUUCACUGUUGUACAAGAUACUGUAGUACCAUUUAGUUUUGGACUCCAUGACAACUGCGUGGCUACGGUAACUUCACUGCAACUGUAAAUUACACUUCAUCCCUGUGCAUCUGAGUGUCAGAAAUGUUACUUUUACUUUUUUCACAACUGAGUAUCAUCACUGAUUUUACUCGUGUAAAUGUACAAAUUUGUAAAUACUGACUCCACUCCUGUACGGAGUGUCAUCGACCACAAACUUCAAAUGAGUACAGCUGUACCAAUAUUAACACUAAUCCUCCACAUGUGUGAUCAGUCACAAACAUUACUCCUGUACAACCUUAUGGACUCGAACCUCAUUGAUGUACAAAUGAGUGAGGACGUCUGUACAUCUGAAUGUCGAUACUGACUUUACUUAUACACAACUGUCAUUGUUGAUAGUAAAUAUCCAUGCUGACUUCACUCAUAGACAACUGUCAUUGUUGAUAGUAAAUAUCAGUGCUGACUUCACUCAUAUACAACUGUCAUUGUUGAUAGUAAAUAUCAAUGCUGACUUCACUCAUACACAACUGUCAUUGUUGAUAGUAAAUAUCAGUGCUGACUUCACUCAUACACAACUGUCAUUGUUGAUAGUAAAUAUCCAUGCUGACUUCACUCAUAUACAACUGUCGUUGUUGAUAGUAAAUAUCAAUGCUGACUUCACUCAUAUACAACUGUCGUUGUUGAUAGUAAAUAUCCAUGCUGACUUCACUCAUAUACAACUGUCGUUGAUAGAAAAUAUCAAUGCUGACUUCACUCAUAUACAACUGUCAUUGUUGAUAGUAAAUAUCAAUGCUGACUUCACUCAUAUACAACUGUCGUUGUUGAUAGUAAAUAUCAAUGCUGACUUCACUCAUAUACAACUGUCGUUGUUGAUAGUAAAUAUCAAUGCUGACUUCACUCAUAUACAACUGUCGUUGAUAGAAAAUAUCAAUGCUGAGUUCACUCAUAUACAAAUGUCAUUGUUGAUAGUAAAUAUCAAUGCUGACUUCACUCAUAUACAACUGUCGUUGUUGAUAGUAAAUAUCAAUGCUGACUUCACUCAUAUACAACUGUCGUUGUUGAUAGUAAAUAUCAAUGCUGACUUCACUCAUAUACAACUGUCGUUGAUAGAAAAUAUCAAUGCUGACUUCACUCAUAUACAACUGUCAGUGACACUGAAUAUCGACACUGACUUUACAACUGUCAUUAUUGACUAUAAUCUUGUACAGCUGUCAGUGUUGAUACAGACUUUACACUUGUCUGACUCUCAAUGUUGAUACGGACUUCACUCUUGUACAACCGAAGGUUGAUAACGACUUCACUCCGGUAGAUUGGCGUGUUCACACUUAUGCAGAUGCCGGUGUAUGUGUAAAUAGCCUACUGGUACCAUGUGUUGGGUUUCUGGAAUGUAAUGUUGUGUGUACAUUUUGAUGUACAUGUACAAUGUAGAUGUGCACGUAUCAUUUGGAAUGCGUUUCCUUGUGGAGACGUCUCUGUGAUGUUGGUGGACACUGGCCACAUAGAAUCCUGGUGGGACAGGGAGGAGUGCAUUGACUUUAGUGGUACAGAGUAAUUGUCAAGUACACGCACGAAGGUGUAAGGAACUGGUAGCAAGGGGUCAGAGGUGACAAACCAUAUACACAAACCUGGCAAAAUUUCAAUCAUUAAACUUGGUAUGUUCCUUUCUGUUAUUUUACCUGAAAUUUGUUAUACAAUAACUUACCUAGAAAACACGGUGUCAAGCAAUAUUUUGACCGUGGGAUGUAAGAAAUAACAAUUUUAAAGUAACUUGAAAUUCUGACUUAAGUCUAAGCUGGCUUAGUGAUCCCAGCGCCUGGUGACAAAGGGGUCCAGGAUGACAAGCUCAUUGUACACAUACAUGGAUAUAAGGGGCCUAAGCGGGGUGCAUGUCUCAAUCUGCCAUGCCAACACUGGCGAUAUCAUCAGGUUUAUCGACAUUCACCAAGACCUACUCCCUCGACUCAGCGGACGACCAAUCCAAGAUUUACAACUAUUUACCACAAUUAUUUGCUGGCAGGCUGAUCAAUUCAGUUCCAGUCAAAUAGUAUUUUUUUAUGGACGGCAAAGACGAAAUGACAGCAUCGUAUAAAAUUUGAGAACAAGCGCUUGCUGCACCCUGUAAUAGUCCAGCUGUGACUGUUGCAUGGUUUGCUGGCACGGACCCGAUGUCAAAAUACCUCUUGGAGCCUUUGAUCGCUUCAACUCAGUCCAUCUUAUGUUAAAUUGAUUUCAUUAUGUAUGCCAACAGCACAUUUUUUUAUUUGCAUAAAUCCUUACACUCAAAAAAAUUAUUUGUUAAUCUUAACAGAAAAUCUGUCGUCUGAGUGAUGGUAGAAUGUAUUCUGUUAUUAUAACACAAUGUUCUGUCAUAUUCAACAUAAUAUCCUGUUAGUCUUACAGAAUCUUUAUGUUGAAUUAAUAGAAUAUGUGUGUUAUAUUUAACAGAACAAUCUGCUGCUGUAGCAGAAUACACUGUAGCAUCACUCAGACAACAGACUUUCCGUUAAACUCAACAGAUUAACUUUUUUUUAUUGCACUGUAAUCUUCAACCUUUUGCGCAUGUCUGCAAUCCGGCCAAAGUAGCUUUGUCUCUAAAAUCAAAUUAAAAAUGUGCAUAAACUACACUGAAAGUUGGUCUUUGAUAUGCGAAAAGGUUGAGGAAUUGGGGUAGCAAAAUUGAGCGCUUAAGUAAAAAGUAUUGGAUUAGAUGACGACAACGACCUGUCCAGUUCUGGUAGGAAGACUUUAGAGUAGCCAGCAGAUCAAGGUAGUAAACGGAGUGAUAUUAAUGCGAUCAAAAUUCGCAGUUUCUGGCUAGAUGAAAUGAGGCAGGGUCCCCAGAAUAAAGUAGAUGUGAAGCACUAUGACGAUAAUUUAUCAUGAUUUUGAAAGUGAUACUGUUUUAAUAGGAAACGUUUCAAAUAGCAUAAAAAUUGCAUUUUUAAUGCCAAUCUAAUCAUUUUGUUCUUUAAAGAAACGAUCACAGAUCGAUCGUUUCCACAUUUCCUGGUGAAGCUGGGAUCGCCUCGAUAUAUCACACAGGAUGUUGCAAUGUUGUUGAUUAGAAAAUCCUUGGACAAAAGGACAAAAUGAAAAGAGUUUUGGAUGAACACAAGACUACAGAGGACCUUUUCUCUGGGUUCGGGUCGCAGGGAAGAUGUCACUAAAAUCCCAGUCAUUUUGUGGGGCGAUGAACCAAGAACAAACUGUUUUUGUUGGGAUCCAUUAUUUAUUUCUGGAGACACACUUAUGUACACCUUAACCUUUUUAUGUUUUUUCUAGAGGUCUAUAAGAAGCCUAUUGUAGUUAUUUGACAUCUGACUGUAGAUAAUAUCGUAUUGUGUACAUAUAUAGUCCCUCAUGUUAUAUCUCCGGCUUUUGAUAUGCUUUAAUGUAUUGUGUAUUUUCUACAUCUGUAUUGUACAGGGCGAUAGAGGCUGUGUAUACAUGUAUAUAUUUACGGGGAGAAAAGCUGGGUUCCUGAUGCUGUACAAUUUACUCGACUGACUUAACCUAAAUACAAAUGCUACACACAUUAUACAUCCGACUGUUGUUGUUGUUGUGUUCUUUGUUUCUGUUAUUCUUGGAUUG
This is a messenger RNA of Liolophura sinensis, 7344 nucleotides long. Its product is annotated as phosphatidylinositol 4-phosphate 5-kinase type-1 alpha-like. Gene Ontology annotation, molecular function: 1-phosphatidylinositol-4-phosphate 5-kinase activity. Bases 177 to 2435 code for a protein of 752 amino acids. The record is from RefSeq and is a predicted model, not a curated record. Gene Ontology annotation, biological process: phosphatidylinositol phosphate biosynthetic process. Gene Ontology annotation, cellular component: plasma membrane. The transcript has 20 exons. NCBI's taxonomy places the organism in Eukaryota, Metazoa, Mollusca, Polyplacophora, Chitonida, Chitonidae.